UUUGUCGGAUUAGGUAAAACGACAAUCACUUCGCCUCCAUUUGUCUUCCUUGUGCAGAGGCAACAACAGAAAGGUUUCGAAUUAAACAUAAAACCAGACACCCGAAAUCGUUCCUUUAUUGCUUUUUACAAUUUGAAGAAGAAAUUUUAGAAAUGAAAGUUAAACCUUUUCUAUUGUAGAGUUUGUUUUGCCAUUUUUGCCCAAACAACAAUGGCAGCAAUUCGUCCAUCUGUUCUGUUGAAAGAGUCGUCAGUAACUGUAUCUAUUGCAGAUAAUUGCUUUAUAGGGGAUGGCAAUACCAAAAUUUAUAAAUUUCCUAAUCAACAUGCAAAAUUUAAGGAUAACCAUUUGAGAUUGAGAUUGGAGGCAUCCAGGGAGUCUAUAAUGAUGACCCAAAAACAAGAAAACCACAAACCCAAUGUAGAAAAACUGGAUCAUGGGCAAGAUCAAUUUUGUAAAAUGAAAGAAAGGUUUUUGACAUUCAAAAAGGAAAAAUACUUGAAAUACAUAGACCAUUAUAGUAGCCUUGCCAAUGCCCAAGCACCUAAGUUCAUGGUGAUUGCAUGUGCCGACUCUAGGGUAUGCCCUUCUUAUAUUCUUGGGUUUCAACCUGGAGAUGCGUUUAUGAUACGGAAUGUGGGCAAUCUGGUGCCUCCUUUUAAGAACGGACCAACAGAAACUAAUGCUGCUCUAGAAUUUUCUGUUAAUACUCUUGAGGUUGAGAACAUAAUGGUCAUUGGACACAGCUGUUGUGGCGGCAUUCAGGCGCUAAUGAGCAUGGAAGAGGAAGUGAGCUCAAGUAGCUUCAUAAAGAGUUGGGUUAUUAAUGCAAAAGAUGCAAGGUUAAGCACAAAAACAGUUGCUGCAAAUCUCAGCUUUGACCAGCAAUGCAAAUACUGCGAGAAGGAAUCUAUCAGUAGGUCGUUGCUGAACUUAAUUAGUUACCCAUGGAUAGAAGAAAGAAUCGGAAAAGGAGUACUCUCGAUUCAUGGUGGCUAUUAUGACUUCGUCAACUGCACAUUUGAAAAAUGGACUUUAGAUUACAACUCCACCAGUCCCAAAAGCAAAGGCUACAAUCACACCAUAAAAAAUCGAGAAUUCUGGUCCUGAGUUUCAAUCUCGCUGUUUACUUCCAGGCUUCCAGUGGUAUGGUGUUGAUUCAUUACAGCAGCUGCAUUUCAUUAAAGACGCUGUUCUUUACUUAAUCUAUGGUAGCUGGUGGGAUUCAUCAAACUAUGCUGUAGAGGCUGCCUUUUCGAGCACCAUCUAAUCGAGGUUCAGGUUUGAUUUACUUCAUGAGUCCAGUCUAAGUUAAUUUAUUUCUUUGUGUCAAGGAAAGAAUAAUAUGUCAUGUUGUUGUAUUUGUAAUGUUGGUAGUUCUUAGGCAUUCUUUGUAUCCAAGUUAUAUGUAUCGAGUUUCAUAUGUUGUAGGACGCUUCAGGAUGAGUUUAAUAUAGGAUACUUUAUUUUUAGUUUCCA
Molecule: messenger RNA, 1479 nt
Organism: Papaver somniferum (opium poppy)
Lineage: Eukaryota; Viridiplantae; Streptophyta; Magnoliopsida; Ranunculales; Papaveraceae
Product: beta carbonic anhydrase 5, chloroplastic-like
Exons: 7
Coding region: 211-1110 (299 amino acids)
Biological process (GO): carbon utilization
Molecular function (GO): zinc ion binding; carbonate dehydratase activity
Source: RefSeq, a predicted model, not a curated record